CAGACGUUGAAUCGGUAAACAAAGAAGUAAAGAAAGGCUCUGCAACAACAAUAUCCUGUGUUAUCAUCGGAAUUAUUGAAACAGCAACAGUAACCUGGCGAACUAGUACGGGACCAGUUCCAGCUGAAAAGUUCACCCCUGCCCAAGGAAGCUUCUCUGGAGGGAGACAGACAUCAACUCUUGCUGUAGACGGAACUCUUGUCAAUGAAGAUACUGCUUACACUUGCAGAGUAACUUCCGGUUCUUUACCUGAUUCCAGCCACUCGGAUACCACCGUCAAUCUUAACGUUUAUGAGAUAAUGGUGAAAAGCUAUGACGUGCUAGCAGGUACUGCAUCAACGUUGACUUGUUCAAUAAAAGGAUCAGCUGCCAAUUUGAUACAUAUUCAGUGGGUGGACAACAAAGGAAAACUUUUCUCUCAUGAUUCAGACAUUUCUGACUUGACUGUCAGCGAUGGAGCACUAAAGGAUGGGAUGAAGGAGUCUACUAUGAUCCUUUUAGCUGACGUGACUUUGUUAGGCGAUCAACUAUUCACAUGUAGGAUUUCAGUAGGAGAAAAAGAUCAAUAUGAUGAUACCUUGGUGGCUCUCAAAACCUUCACAGUUCGUACAACCAAUGAUUAUGUUAGAACAGGAGACCCAGCAGUAUUGAAGUGCACUGUGAUCUUUCCUACCGACACAUUGACAGUUGCUUGGUCACACCAAAAUACUAUAUUUGAAGAGACAAGAAAAGAAACCUUACAAAAUAGUACAACAACAACAAUUUUACGAUUAGACCCUCCCAACGAAGUUGCUUCUUACACUUGCAUAGUCUUCGCCCAUGGACAAGAGUAUAACUUUUACUCGGAAGUUGAAAUAGAAACCGAUGGUUUGUUGCUGACACCAGAACAAGAGAUAAGAGCUUUCAACGGAGCAACAGUCAACCUGAAAUCUUCUUAUUUCUUCUCCUCGUUUGCUGAAGGACACUUUUGGUGGAAGCACAAUGACUCUCUGUGUUUGACUAAAACUUGCAGGGAUAUUAUCAACUCUCCAAAGACCUCCGUAAUCAGCAUCAUUGUAAGCAACUCUACAGUUGGGGCCUGGAGAUCCUUUUACACAGAAACAACGAGCAAGCGAAUUCUACAGAGCAACCAAGUGAUUUUGAUUGGAGUGAAUGUCAGUGGGACUCAAUAUCCCAAUUCUGUGUGGGGCAUUACAGGGACUGAAUCAGAAGUCACCUGUUCCGUACCAUUUAACAUGACUAAUUCUAUUUUGAAUAAUUUGCGGUGGAAGUUGGAUGGCAAGUUUGUAAACAAUAAAGGUUUUACCUAUAAUAAGCACCAUGAUGUUAUCAUCUUCAAAAUGACGGAGAAAGUUUAUGGCACUACAACGGUCCAGUGGAAAAUCAUAGUUGCUCACUCCACAGCAGCUGUUGGAAAUCUUUAUUGCCGGGCCCAGUACAGCACAGGACAAAUCGUAGAUACACCAAUGAGUCAUCUGAACGAAAUAAGGAUAGACAGCGACCUCGAUUUAAUAGUCCUGACUCCAGAUACAGGAGCAGUGGUGACUUUUAUAACUCAUGCACCUUCAGCACCGCUUUCAAGGAAUUUGGAUUGCUCUCUUGAUCUUGUCAACCCUGUUAGUAAAUCGACAAAUUCAAAAAUAUCAACCGAUGGGUUAAUCUUCACCGAAGUUUAUCACAUUCGCAGUUCUGAUUCUAUGAUAGAAGCAGGCUCAAAAGAUGAUUUAGUUUCACAACAUGGUACUUGUGAUUACUCCGUCCGGAUCCAGAAUUCAGUCCAAGAAUCUCUUACAGUUACAGUGAAAUUCUCGUUGCUCGGCAAGAUCAAGUUGGAGACUGGAUUCGAAUUCAGUACUGACGAGACGAACCUAAGGAUCAAACUACGCUGUAAACCACCUCGUACGCCCCCAAAUACACUUUUGAAAAAGGUUGAAAUUGCUGAAUCCGACGACUACAAAUAUGUUGUCACGUGUAUAAACGACGACCUUGUCUUCAUGGAUGAAAACGCGAAGGAAGUGAUCUGCAACACAUCUACUGGCUCAUAUCACACUAAGAUUGAUCUUAGUCCUUGUCUAAGAGUCAUUGAACAAAUUUACCCUAAUUGA
Molecule: messenger RNA, 2105 nt
Organism: Bolinopsis microptera
Lineage: Eukaryota; Metazoa; Ctenophora; Tentaculata; Lobata; Bolinopsidae
Exons: 14
Coding region: 300-2105 (601 amino acids)
Source: RefSeq, a predicted model, not a curated record